UUCCCCUUGGUUAGUUAUGGUAGUUGUGCUUUUGAACCAACUUUGAAGCCACCUAUUAUUUUCCUUAUGCUUCUCUUCUUCAUACACUAUCUAUAAAUUAAGUUCCCCUACUUGCUCUUUUCAAACUAUCAAACCUCCAAUUCAAAUCCAUUUUUUCUUCUCUACUUCUGAACACUACUAAUUCUCUUGAUUAUUGAGUUUCUUAGCCAAAACCUCUGAACUUUAGAACAUGGAGCGUUUUGUGCCUCUAGCUUUGGUAUUAGCCAUGGCUAUAUUCAUGGCUGCACCGGGCUACGCCCAGAUCAACACACCAUGUAACGUAUCAGCGAUAAGCACUUCCUUCACCCCUUGCAUGAGUUUCCUCACAAAUAGCAGUGGCAAUGGAACCUCACCUACUGCAGAGUGCUGCGACUCCAUCAAAUCCCUCACAAGUGGGGGCAGGGACUGCUUAUGUCUCGUUGUCACCGGCAACGUUCCCUUCAGCAUACCGAUCAACCGUACAUUGGCCAUCUCUCUUCCUCGUGCUUGCAAAUUGCCUGGUGUUCCACUUCAAUGCAAAACUUCUGGUUCACCUCUUCCUGCUCCAGGACCAGCAUCUCUUGGACCAUCUUCUUCCCCUGAAUCUACCCCAUCUGCUACAUCUCCUAGUCCUCAAGGUUCUUCUUCUGCACUUCCCUCACCAGUUACACCUUCUCUGGCUCCAUCUGACUCAACCCCUCCUCUAUUGACUCCAUCAUCUUCAACCACGGGAAGUGGCCGCUCUAAUCUGACCCCAUCAUCUGCUGUGCCAUCUUACAGUCUCUUCCCUUCAUUUGUAUUCAUUGUAUUUGGAUUUGCUGUUUUUAAACACUACUAGGUUGGUGUGUGUUUGACAUCCUCUGCGGAUGUAGAUGUGUCUAAAAUGUUGCAAUAUGUUUGGCUUGUGUGUUGGAUUUUGGCUCAGAUUGUUUAAGACCCGCAUUUGGGGUUGUAUUUGUUUAUCAAGAUAAAAGGCUUUGAUUGUACCAUUUAUGUAACAUGAGUGCAUGGAAAGAAAAUUGAAGUUAUUUUAUUCAGUCAAAAGAAGUUCAUUUUCUAUUUUGCUCAUUUAAUUAUAUCUUUUACUUCUCCAUUUAAAUUGGAGUGUGAGUGAAACUUAAGUUAAAAAUAUCUUAACACUUUAAUUACACACAUUGAGAGAUAUAGUAAAAGAAGAGAGUAACAUGAAAUAUAUGGUGUACGAGUUGUGAUGUAAAGGAAAAUAAGAUACACCAUUACAGCUAACAAUGAGACUAAGAGUGAUUCUAAAGAGGCAACCCAAUAAAUUGUUUUGGUCCUAAAUCCCAACUGAGACAAAAGUGUUGAACUUUGACUCUCUUUACAGGUUGGCUAUUUUGUUUUUGUUAAAAUGUCGUGUCACUUUUUGAUUGGCUGUGUUGUGUUAGGUUUGAGAAAAUCAUACCCAUAACAUUAUCACAACACCAAGAGCUACCAUUCAGACAGUUGACUCGGUUCUCUCGUUUCCCUCCUGCCAACUCCUACGAUUUUGAAUUGUUUGAUCCAUGGCCACCACCCUCCUCCUCCUCCUCCUCCUGACUGUCCUCGCAGUCGCAGAGGCGGCGUCAAGCGGCGGCUGCACCUCCCCCAAAUUUCUCUGCUCAGUAUCACCAGCUCGAACUCUUCCUUACAGCGCAGAAACAUUAAUAGGGGACAGGGUCUCUCGUUUAGAGAUUCACAAUCGCAAAGGUGGUUCCCGCGGAGGAGGUGGAAGUAGUUCAGGUGGAGGUAGUAGUUCCCAUGGGGGAGGAGGGUCUUCUUCUGGAAAAACGAUACCCCGCACAGGCGCCGGAGCAGGCGCAGGAGCAGUGGUGGUAGGAGCAGGUGCAGGUGCAGCAUCUUUCACUCCUGGGCACCGGAGGACUAAUGGUACAAGUUCCAGCAUGGCCGGUAGAUACAACAAUUUGCUACUAUCUCCAACGCUUGCCAUCUUUGUCACAAGAGUACUACUCAAUAUUGUAUAGUUUUAGUGCUGAAUGAAUAUGUUGUUCCCACUCAUUGCUAAAUUGUUGCUGUUACUGAUUUGCAAUGGUUAUAGUGUAGUUUACAUGGAAAUGUAUAUAGUUAUAGGCAAAGAGAGAUGUUUGAAAUGUGUAGUUUACUUCUGUUUGUUUGUACUUGUCGGCGAAGUCUAAUGUGUGUUACUUGGAAGUGGAGGAGGUGGAAGUGGAGGUGGUUCACGUGGAGGAGGAUGGCCUGUGCCCCGCAACGGAGACGGAGCAGGCGCAAGUGGAGGUGAAGAAUUUUUCUCUCAGUGGCACGGGUGGAAAGAUUCAAGUUCAAGCUAGCAUGGCUGGUGGAUACAAGAGUUUGCUACUGUCUCUAAUACUUGCCAUCUUUGUCACAAGCAUACUCUCAAGUCUCAACACUGUGUAGUUUUACUAGUGUUGAAUGAAUAUGUUCCCACUCAA
Messenger RNA from Lotus japonicus, 2447 nucleotides. RefSeq names its product non-specific lipid transfer protein GPI-anchored 20-like. The transcript has 6 exons. Bases 230 to 856 code for a protein of 208 amino acids. The record is from RefSeq and is a predicted model, not a curated record. Lineage: Eukaryota; Viridiplantae; Streptophyta; Magnoliopsida; Fabales; Fabaceae.